GGUUGGCGGCGCGAGCAGUAGCGGCGGCGGCUUCUUUGUUGUCGGCGACAGAGACCGUGGCAAGGGGAGGGGGCGGGGAGAAAGAGGGAGAGAGAUGAACGUGGACCGGAUCGAAUUGUGCGAGAGCCUCCUAACGUGGGUCCAGACAUUUGGUGUACAGGUGCCAUGCAAGAAAAUAGACGAUUUGACAAGUGGGGUUGUAAUGGCACAAGUCUUACAGAAAAUAGAUCAGUCAUGGUUUGAUGAAACCUGGAUGAGUCGUAUCAAGACAGAAGUGGGGGACAACUGGCGACUAAAGGUUAGCAAUUUGAAGAAAAUUUUGAAAGGAAUUAUGGAUUAUUAUCAUGAGGUCCUGGGACAACAAAUUACUGACUUUCCUUUGCCAGAUGUUAAUAUGAUAGGAGAACACUCAGAUGCAGCAGAACUUGGACGAAUGCUACAGCUCAUUCUUGGCUGCGCUGUCAACUGUGAGCAAAAACAAGAACAAAUACAAACUAUCAUGAUGAUGGAAGAGUCUGUUCAGCAUGUUGUCAUGGCAGCCAUUCAAGAGCUUAUGAGUAAAGAAACUCCAGCAUCAGUUGGGAACGAUGCUUAUCUGGAUCUUGAUCGCCAGUUGAAGAAAACUACUGAAGAGCUAAAUGAAGCGUUGGCUGCCAAGGAGGAAAUUUCGCAAAGAUGCCAUGAACUCGACAUGCAGGUUGCAGCUCUACAAGAAGAAAAAGGCAGUUUACUAGUGGAAAAUCAAGCUCUUAUGGAGCGCCUCAACCAAUCUGAUUCUAUUGAAGAUCCAAACAGCCCAGCAGGACGUAGACACCUUCAACUACAAACUCAGUUGGAACAACUACAAGAAGAGACCUUUAGAUUGGAAGCAGCAAAAGAUGAUUAUCGCAUUCGAUGUGAGGAACUUGAAAAAGAAGUUUUAGAAUUACGACAACAGAAUGAGGAGCUUACGAGCCUUGCAGAAGAAGCUCAAUCUUUGAAGGAUGAGAUGGAUGUACUUAGGCACUCUUCUGACAAAGUGAGUAAGUUGGAGGGCAUGGUAGAGUCAUACAAAAAGAAGCUGGAAGAUUUGGGUGACUUGCGUCGACAGGUGAAGCUUCUUGAGGAAAAGAAUACAAUGUACAUGCAAAACACAGUCAGUCUAGAGGAGGAGUUACGAAAAGCAAAUGCUGCAAGAGCCCAACUGGAAACAUACAAGAGACAGGUUCUUGAACUUCAAAACAGGUUGUCUGAGGAGUCAAAAAAGGCAGACAAAAUGGAGUUUGAAUAUAAAAGAUUAAAGGAAAAAGUGGAUACUCUUCAAAAAGAAAAAGAUAGGUUAAGAACCGAGAGAGAUUCUUUGAAAGAAACUAUUGAAGAGCUGCGAUGUGUUCAGGUGCAUCAAGGCCAACUUUCAGCCGGACUUAUUCCAAUGAAUAGUCAAGAGGCAUCAGACAGUUUAGCAGCCGAGAUACUCACACCUGAAAUCAGGGAAAAGCUUAUCCGGCUGCAACAUGAAAACAAGAUCUUGAAGUUGAACCAAGAGGGAUCAGAUAACGAAAAGAUAGCUCUACUGCAAAGCUUGCUGGAGGAUGCCAAUAGAAGGGAGAGUGAACUGGAAACAGAGAAUAGGCUAGCCAAUCAAAGGAUUUUGGAAAUACAGUCUCAGGUUGAAGAGCUUCAGAAGGCAUUGCAAGAUCAGGGCUCAAGAGCAGAAGAUUCAAUUCUUCUGAAAAAGAAACUGGAAGAACAUCUAGAGAAGCUUCAUGAAGCCCACACUGAGCUUCAGAAGAAACGAGCUUACAUUGAUGAUUUAGAACCAAAAUACAACAACAGCUCUCAAAAAAUUGAAGAGCUUCAAGAGGCCUUGAGAAAGAAAGAUGAAGAUAUGAAACAAAUGGAGGACCGAUACAAAAAGUACCUAGAAAAGGCUAAGAGUGUUAUCAGGACUUUGGAUCCCAAGCAGAACCAAGGAGCAGCCCCAGAAGUUCAAUCUUUGAAAAAUCAGCUGCAAGAAAAGGAACGAAUGUUGCAUUCCUUAACGAAAGAAUAUGAGAAGACAAAGAUUCAGAGAGAUCAUGAAGAGAAGCUGAUUGUUAGUGCAUGGUAUAACAUGGGAAUGGCUCUUCAUAAAAAAGCAGCAGAAGAAAGGCUUGCCAGCACUGGUUCAGGACAGUCCUUCCUGGCUAGACAGAGACAGGCAACAAGUACACGGCGACCUUAUCCUGGUCAUGUUCAACCAGCAACAGCAAGGUAGAAGGUAGAGCCAAUGGCUGUAAAAACCAAUCAUGCAGUAUAUGAUUUAAUGACUAUCUUCAGUUACUUGGAAAGUUUCUUCUGUUAAAUUUAAAAAAAAAAUUAUGUUAAUGUUUCAAUUGAAUGUAUUGUUUAUUUAGCCUACAUAUUAAGUUUAAGCCACAAGUGUAAUAUAAAAUUAAGUACUGGAAUAAAGUUCUGUUCCACAUUCCCUCACUGGCAUAAUUUAUUCAGCACUGGUGAUUGGGAAUGCUUUCCUUCUCAGCUUUCAAUUUCCACAACAGUAUGGUUUAAUGCUGUUUUUAAAAUUGAAAUUAUUUCACCUUUUUGUUCAUUGUCAUUUAUUUGUAAAAUAUGACCUAUUCCUUAAUGUAGGAGAUCAAUAAAGAUGACAAGAUCGAAAGUACCUGGUCAGUGAUAUAAUUGCAUAUGGCUGUUACCUGACGUGAAGUUGACUGGUAACAAGGCCUUUUCUCGAUAUUGUGUGUAUCUUUAUCAGGUUUAUUUUAUAGGAAGAAUGUAAGCAGAAAUAAAGCCAUCAGGACAAUUUUAUCAAUGACUACAAUAAAUAACAUGAACUCACGUUCAAGCAAUAAGGUAGUGUGUUCUUAUUUUCAAAUCAGAAUCCCAUGUCCUUAUAUUCAUUUUCUGAAAUGGAAAAUGUUGGUUAGACCGAGCCCCGUUGUUACAUUGGUUGACAAGUCAAAACUCCUACAUUUAAUAAAUUGAUAGUCUGAGUGCCUGUAAGAAUGGCUUGAAUGGAAAAUAAAUGUUUCCAUUUAAUGCUGAAUAAUUGUAAAGUAUAUAUUUUGUCCCAAUUGAUAUUUGAUGUUGAUUCUGCAUUGCUUAUCAUUAAUAGAAGUGCCCUGUUUUGCAGUCCUGCCAUCUUUUACAGUAACAUUAAAGAUUUAAAGUAGUAACUAGAGCAUGCUUUUACAUCUAACAAUGCUGGAGUUAAAGUGCAAAUAAUCCGUAUUAAUUUGUUUCCUACUAAAUUAUGAUCCAAUUACAAUGCUUUUAUAGAACAUGAUUUUUUUCAACAUCUUUGAGUCAUAGUGCAAAGUAAAUGCAUGAUAAGUGAGUUAAAUAUUAUACUUCUAAUUGCUAACUCCAUUUAAUAAUUUUACAAUAUGCUAACCAAAAGUAAAGAUAGAUAUUGAGAGUAGUUUUACAGAACCCUUUGUGUUCAUAUAAAGAUUAGUUGGUCCAUCAAGCCUGUUGUGUUCUGCAAUCAUUCAACUCUACACUGCUGAGAAUUAGAAAAUCGCAGUCAGCAUGUGGCCAGAUUUUCAUCAGGGUCUGCAGUGGUGAUGUUUCUGCUCUUAACAAUACAGAUUUGUAAAGUUACCUUUCAAAUGUUAAAGCUAUUGAUAUGAGGGGAGCCGUUUGUUCUCCAGAUGGUUUUUGUACAUAAAAGCACCUCCAUAAAAGUGACAACAAAUGACACUUACCAACUUCUAGAAUGCUUUUCAAAUCUUGAAACCUAUGUUUAUCAACUGGGUGAUUCAGACCUUUGGGUGUCCUGCCCUUCUAAUUAUCAAUGGCAGACUUUCCUGUCUCGGCUUUAUACGCUAGAAGCUGCUGUAUUUAACUGAUUAAUAUUCAUUCUGAAGGAUUAAUUAUGAUGCAAUCAUUUCGAAAGCAGAGGAACAUUAGUGGCCUGUUAUGACUCAUGACUGAUCUCUCUCUCUCUCUCUCUCUAUCUCUCUGUGUCUCAACUCCAGCUACUAGCCUUAGGUUUUAGUCAAGGGUUACAGAACCAUCAGUCUUAUUUUUGAUGUUUUCAAUAGAUCUAGUCGUGACGGUCCUUUUUGUGGGAGACAGUUGCAGAUUUCCACUACCCUU
Messenger RNA from Chiloscyllium plagiosum (whitespotted bambooshark), 4080 nucleotides. The record is from RefSeq and is a predicted model, not a curated record. Lineage: Eukaryota; Metazoa; Chordata; Chondrichthyes; Orectolobiformes; Hemiscylliidae.